Messenger RNA from Suillus plorans, 411 nucleotides. RefSeq lists its product as uncharacterized. The coding region runs from base 1 to 411 and encodes 136 amino acids. The record is from RefSeq and is a predicted model, not a curated record. The transcript has 4 exons. Lineage: Eukaryota; Fungi; Basidiomycota; Agaricomycetes; Boletales; Suillaceae.
AUGAGGAAAUGUCAAGGUUUUGAACCCACGCAGACAGGAUUUAGAUUCUGUUGUAACAACUGCUUGGCUAAGACCAGUUUUAAGCCUGCUUGGUUUAACAGAAAUAGAUAUAGAAAAUGUCCAUGGGCAAAUGAUUACUCAGAGGGAUUUAGGAUCGACAAAGACAGACCUUCAGAGUGUGUAGAGUUCAAAAAGCGUGCAGACCAGAGUCGUGGCAAUGACAUGAGUUUCUCAGAAAACCAGGUUUUGAACCUGCACAGUCCAAGAGAAACAGAUUUUGACUCUGAUGAUCACUUGGCAAAUUCAUCUUUAGCAGGUUUUGAACCCACGCAGACAGAUUUAGAUUCUGUCAUAUCGACUGCUUGGCUAAUACCGGUUGAAUGCACUUGCAAUGAACCCAAUCAAAAGUGA